UGGGAAUCAGCUGUCGUCUAACAGUUGGCCGGCGCUGCCCGUCACCUCACAAUGCGCUGUGAUUCACUUUAUUCAACGGACAUGUGAAAAAUAUUAUCAAUUAUUUUCAACUAGUUUUGAACUCAACAGUGCGUGAACUAUGGAUUUCGCUAUUAGGAUUUUUUUCAUAAUUUCCAUAUUCGGAACGUACUUUACAACUGCUGAAGAUUUUGGCUACGAUGGAUCGAUAGGUCCAAAUUAUUGGGGAGAACGGUACCAGGAGUGCAGAGGCAAGCAUCAGAGUCCCAUAAAUAUUAACGUGCUUCGCGUGAAACAAGUGGCUCUUCCUGACAUCACGUUUAUAGGCUUCGAUGACCCCAUUGACAAUGUACACGUCACAAACAAUGGACAUACAGUCCUGAUAGAGGUGGAGAAUGAGCCUCACCCUCGAGUAAGCGGUGGACCGCUAGACGGGACUUACGUGUUCAGUCAAAUGCACUUCCAUUGGGGCGAUAAUGAUACUUUGGGUUCCGAGGACAAAAUAAACCACAGAAGUUUUCCUAUGGAAUUGCAUAUGGUGUUCUACAAAGAAGAAUACAAUACAGUCAAAGAAGCCAUUACACACACUGAUGGAUUGACUGUCUUGGCAUUUUUCUAUGAGUUGGACCGGCAUCAGCAUCCAGCCUAUGACGACAUAACAGCCGCCCUCAGCAAUGUUACUGAACCGCACUCAAGCAUUGUUAUGAAUAACCCAUUUUCAAUUUUAAACAUUCUACCUUACGACCUUAGAAGAUAUUUCACGUACAGGGGGUCAUUGACAACUCCACCAUGCUCGGAAGUAGUCAUUUGGCUGGAUUUUGAACAACCCGUCCGUUUAACUCACGAUCAGAUCGAAGUAUUCAGAGAACUACGAUCGACCAGUGGAAAAAUUCGGCAUAACUUCAGACCAAUACAACCGAUUGGAGACAGAACUGUAUUCUAUAAUAUAGAUAGUAAUUAUUAUACUUAUAAUGAAAUUGAUGACCCUGAGGCUCACACUGAGUGGCCGCAGACAAGGAAAAGAGGGAACAGUGCUAGUAUAUCUAGGUUUAACUUAGGCUAUUUUAUCUUUAUGUUUAUAUUAUUUAAUGCCUUAGGUUAAUGUAAACAAUACAAAGGUUAUAGGUAGCAAUAAUGAGAAGCUACUGUAUAGUUAGAACCAUACACAAAACCAAAAUGUUGCAAGUGUAGAUUUCAACAAGAAAUGUAAAAUUAAAGAGAACAGCUGUAGCUGCACUAUAUUCGCUUUUUUAAAUUAUUAGCUGAAAAUAUAUGGAGUAAAGAAUCGGCCAUUCAACUGUGUCAACAUGUUGGCAUUCCUUUAACAUAACUCUUGUUUAGUAAGACAAAUUACUUCUUCAAUAUAGGGGCUCAAAUAUCAGAUAUGUAUUUCAAGUUAGCUACAGUAUAGAAGAGAUAAUAUUUUUAUUAUCUUGAUGAAAAGCUUAGAUGAACCCAUAUUAGUUUGAUUGUUAUUUUUUUUUAUUAUAACCAGUUCUAUUCCCACUAUUGAGUGUAAAACCUAGUAACAUAUAAGGAAUUUUAUCCUGGAAGUGUUGACAAAUAUCACAUGGGAUUGUCUUCCUGUUUUUCUAGGACUUUCUUCUAUAUACAGUAUGUAUAUGGACAAAUACUUUUUAAAGUAAAAUUAUUAUUGAUAAUAAAAUUAUGAAAUGUAAAUCAGAUAAAAUUAUAAUUGUCAAGGUACCCAUGUGCUAAUUAUUUCUAUUACUUGGUAUUUAUAAUAUAAAUAUUUCAUGUAAUUGUCAUAAAUAAGAUAUUGUAUGUGAUAUUUAUCAUUUAAGUGACUACUAAUGUGUGUAACAACAAUUAGAGAGGUAGUAUAUUAUAUAGGUUCUACUAUACAGAUGAAAAGCUAUCAAAUGAAUUUUCUAAAAAAUUCUUUGGAAAGCUAAAAGAAAUUAGAACUGUGAUAUCAUAUAAAUAAAAGAUUUAAAAAAGU
Messenger RNA from Pieris rapae (cabbage white), 1981 nucleotides. RefSeq names its product putative carbonic anhydrase 3. Lineage: Eukaryota; Metazoa; Arthropoda; Insecta; Lepidoptera; Pieridae. The transcript has 7 exons. Gene Ontology annotation, cellular component: cytoplasm. Gene Ontology annotation, molecular function: zinc ion binding; carbonate dehydratase activity. The record is from RefSeq and is a predicted model, not a curated record. The coding region runs from base 140 to 1120 and encodes 326 amino acids.